Dromiciops gliroides (monito del monte) is the source of this 3069-nucleotide messenger RNA. RefSeq names its product citrate synthase (gene CS). NCBI's taxonomy places the organism in Eukaryota, Metazoa, Chordata, Mammalia, Microbiotheria, Microbiotheriidae. The record is from RefSeq and is a predicted model, not a curated record. Bases 186 to 1583 code for a protein of 465 amino acids. Gene Ontology annotation, biological process: carbohydrate metabolic process; citrate metabolic process; tricarboxylic acid cycle. The transcript is spliced from 11 exons. Gene Ontology annotation, cellular component: mitochondrial matrix.
AGGAGGCGGGGCUUCGGUGAGGACCCCGGGCAGGGCGCCGCCGCCGGUUUGUCUCCGCUUUCCCUCAGCCGCCUCCUUUCAACCUUGUCCACUCCUCGGCGCGGCCUCUAUCGUGGCCGCGGCUUCGGUUCCUGCCGUGGGUCCCCUCCUCCCUCCCUGCCCAGCGGCUCCACAGGCUGUCCGCCAUGGCCUUACUCACUGCGGCUGCCCGGCUCCUUGGGGCCAAGAAUGCAUCCUGUCUUGUUCUUGCUGCCCGACAUGCCAGUGCUUCUACAAAUCUGAAGGAUGUCCUCAGUGACAUGAUACCCAAGGAACAAAAUAGAAUCAAGACCUUCAGGCAGCAGCAUGGCAAGACUGUAGUGGGCCAGAUCACUGUGGACAUGAUGUAUGGUGGCAUGAGGGGUAUGAAAGGAUUAAUAUAUGAAACAUCAGUUCUGGACCCUGAUGAGGGUAUCCGUUUCCGUGGCUACAGUAUCCCAGAGUGCCAGAAGUUGCUCCCUAAGGUCAAGGGAGGGGAAGAACCCCUUCCUGAGGGUUUAUUCUGGCUGCUUGUGACUGGACAGAUUCCAAAUGAACAACAGGUGAGCUGGCUCUCCAAAGAAUGGGCAAAACGAGCAGCUCUGCCCUCCCACGUGGUCACCAUGUUGGACAACUUCCCUACUAAUCUGCAUCCGAUGUCUCAGCUCAGUGCAGCUAUCACCGCUCUCAACAGUGAGAGUAACUUUGCUCGGGCUUAUGCUGAAGGCAUCAAUCGGUCCAAGUACUGGGAGCUGAUUUAUGAGGACUGCAUGGAUCUCAUUGCCAAGCUGCCUUGUGUUGCAGCAAAGAUCUACCGGAAUCUGUAUCGAGAGGGCAGCAGUAUUGGGGCUAUAGACACCAAACUUGACUGGUCUCAUAACUUCACCAGCAUGUUGGGCUACAAUGAUGCCCAGUUCACUGAGCUCAUGCGUUUAUACCUCACAAUCCACAGUGACCAUGAGGGUGGCAAUGUAAGUGCCCACACUAGCCAUCUGGUGGGCAGUGCUCUUUCAGAUCCCUAUCUGUCCUUUGCAGCUGCCAUGAAUGGACUGGCCGGGCCCCUCCAUGGACUGGCCAAUCAGGAAGUACUUGUUUGGCUGACGAAUUUGCAGAAAGAAGUUGGCAAAGAUGUGUCUGAUGAAAAACUGCGUGACUACAUCUGGAAUACACUCAACUCGGGCAGGGUUGUCCCUGGCUAUGGCCAUGCUGUACUAAGAAAAACUGAUCCACGAUAUACCUGUCAGCGGGAAUUUGCCCUGAAACAUCUGCCUAAUGAUCCCAUGUUUAAACUGGUGGCUCAACUUUACAAGAUUGUACCUGAUGUCCUUUUGGAGCAGGGCAAAGCCAAGAACCCUUGGCCCAAUGUAGAUGCCCACAGUGGAGUGCUUCUGCAGUACUAUGGCAUGACAGAGAUGAAUUACUACACGGUUCUCUUUGGGGUUUCACGGGCACUGGGGGUGCUGGCACAGCUCAUUUGGAGCAGAGCUCUGGGCUUUCCCCUAGAGAGGCCCAAGUCUAUGAGCACAGAUGGCUUGAUGCAAUUUGUAAGCUCCAAGUCAGGGUAAAAGAUGGGGACUGGGUAGGGCAGGGAGGGGGAAGAGAAUGUCUACCAGAGUGAGGAGACUUUAAGAGAGACAGUACAUACUUUUUUGUUUUUGUUUCAGGGGGCCUUUAAAGACUUUUAGGAUUAAAUUAUAUUUGAGGCACUGACACGAGGUUAUUUAAAGUGUAAAUUAAGAUAUAAAAAGACAGAGAUGAGACUAUCUUCCCUAACUAGUCCCUCUCCCCUGCCCAGUGUAGGAGUUGUCCAUUGACUAUAGAUUGAACAAGACUAAUACAGAUCUGGGCCAGGAUGGGCCCCCUGCCUCAUUUAGAAUGGAAGCCUAGGGUAUGUCCUGCCCCAACAGGGUCAGUGUUGGUUACAGGGAAUCUGCAUUCACUUCUUUGGAGAUUUAGGGUUUUGUUUUACUUAGCCUAACCGCCCCCCUCCCCAACCAAACACCUCCCCACCUGUAGGGCCAAAAACCAGAACUCUGACUCCAAGUCACUUUUUCAUAGGAAUGAUGUUGGAGUGUCAGCACCAACCCCAAAUACAUUAGAAGCCCCCUUCUUGGCCCCCACCCCCACCCCAUACACACAAAUUGAUGCCUGAGCUGUUAGUUGUCCAGACAUUUUGGAGUCCUCUAGCACAAGCUGAACCAGAGGCAAUAGCAUUUGUUAAAAUUGGCACCUGGGGUUUGGACUUCUUUUUGUUGUUUUCUCCUUUGAAAGAUGAGGUCUUGGGAUACCUGACCUUUCAAUAUUUUAAAGGAACUACCUUCAUGCAGACUAUGUACUUGCUACUCCCUGGGCUGAAAGAGCUUUGGAUAUAUUGGGGAUUUAUCUUAGCCUUCAUUUUGUACAUAACCACUGAUUUUGGCCUCUUCUUCAGUCUCUGUCUCCACCCCCACCCCCACAUGCUUAUUGUGAACUGUGUUCACAUCCAGAUAGAGAAUUGGGCCACAAACCUCUAACCACUUUUCCCCUUCCGUACUUAAAGAGCAGGGGCCUGCAAAUGGCCUAGCAUGCUGUCUAUGAUAUGCCCACAGGGAUAAUCUUAUUUUUUUUUUUAAACUUGGAAGUGAAAAUGAUUUGAAUGGAUUUGAUCCUGUUAGUAUUAGACCCCAGGGCUUAGGGCAUUAUUAAUAUAAAUAACCACAACCAAUCCCAACACACACACCUUCACCCACACAAACUUGUUUAAGUCAUUACCCACCUUUCCCCUCCACAAACGUGGUUCAUUAUUUAGAGCCCCAUUUGCACAGGUUUUUCAGUGAUUCAGAAUGCUCUGCUGCCUCUUCUUUGAGAAAGGACUGAAAUACACUCCUCUCACUGUGUCCCCUUCAUCCAACCCCUCCAAUCCUGCCUGUGUUUGUGUGGAUCCCCUGUCCCUAGAACCAAGCUGUUGAGAUGGACACACAGUCUAUGAACCCCUGGGUAACUGUCGAGAGUCCUGUUGCAGACUUCAGGUUGUUCUGUAUAAAAUGCAAAAUAAAUGUUUUUAUUAACAAA